AUGAAUGGAAUUGGAAGUGGAAGGUUUAGUAAUAUGGAGAUGGAAUAUAUAAGAAGACAUCACCGGCACCAGCCUGGAAACAAUCAGUGUGGUUCUGCUCUUGUUAAGCAUAUAAGAGCACCGGUUCCUCAGGUAUGGUCUUUGGUUAGAAGGUUUGAUCAGCCCCAAAAGUAUAAACCAUUUGUAAGCAGAUGUGUUGUAAGGGGAAACCUUGAGAUUGGAAGUUUACGAGAAGUUGAUGUUAAGUCGGGCCUUCCGGCUACCACAAGUACAGAAAGGUUGGAGCUUCUUGAUGACAAUGAGCAUGUUCUAAGCAUCAAGAUUAUCGGCGGUGAUCAUAGGCUUACGAACUACUCGUCGGUGGUGUCUCUCCACCCGGAAAUUAUUGAUGGAAGGCCGGGUACGCUAGUAAUUGAAUCUUUUGUGGUGGAUAUACCUGACGGAAACACUAAGGAUGAGACUUGCUACUUUGUUGAAGCUGUUAUUAAGUGCAAUCUUAAAUCACUUGCGGAUGUCUCAGAAGGGAUUGCUUUGCAAGACCGCACUGAACAAAUUGAUCGGAUUUAG
Vicia faba (fava bean) is the source of this 567-nucleotide messenger RNA. The record is from the annotation of a GenBank genome assembly. NCBI's taxonomy places the organism in Eukaryota, Viridiplantae, Streptophyta, Magnoliopsida, Fabales, Fabaceae.